GGCCCAGGAGGCUGACUUUACGCCAUGCCGCCAUGGGCAGGCCGCUCACUCUCUCGUGUCAACCUAGCAGUGGUGGACCCGAUGUGCAUCGAGGGAGAAGGGGGUUUGUUUCGUCCGCAUCUCACUCUCCCCAUCCGAGGCCGGGACAGGCUCACAGGCAUCAGCUUCCCCUCGAUGCUCCGCCUGGAGCAAUAUCUCCGGUUGCUGCCGGCGACCACCCACGCCACAGCGCCCGCGUUGAUCUCGGCUUCCUCUUCCCUCUCCUAUCCUCUCCCGAACCUCAGCGCCCUCCGGCUCCCCCGCUCGCGUCCUCCCACGCUCAGAGGCAAAACGUCGAGCGCCGUGCGCGCCUCGGCAGGGCCGGACGCUACGGUGAAACGCGCGCCCGAGAUGGCCCAGCGGGAGGUAGCGCGGGCGGUCGCGGAUCAGGCGGUUGCGCGUUUGGGCGCGCGGCUGCUGCCGUCCUCGGUGCCUGCCGACGUCGCCGAGUUCCGCAACGGCGCCGGGAAUGCCGUCGGCUCGCUCGACGUGCACCGGGGCUCGCCUGGCUCGUCGAUUGAUUUCAUGUUGCAGUCCUCGCUUCAUUGUAAAGUUCCAAAUGGUGCCAUUGACAUCACCUCAAUUCUUAUUUUCCUGAAUGCCUCGACAAAUGCACCACAUUUCCUUUUGGAGCUUAUACAAGGCAGGUCAACUUCAAUCGUGGUGAUUUUGGACCUGCUUCCCCGAAAAGAUCUCGCGUUCCACCCAGACUACUUGCAGAAGUACUAUGAAGAAACUCGAAUGGAUGAGCAGCGUGGAAAGAUCGAAGAGCUACCGCAGACUCGUCCAUACAGAUCUCCGUCACUCUUUGUGCGCAGCGCAUGCUCACCUACAGCAAUAAUGGUCAACAUUGAUUGUGGACAAGGAGGUGAGAAAGCCUUGGAAGAGAUAAUGCAUGGACAAUUAGCAACAGUCAUUCAGGAGGUUCUUCAGAUUUGGCUUGACAACUGUGCUGAUUCCACCACAGAAAUGGAUGAGGUGGAGAGGGACUGUUUGCUCAAGAGGGACCGGAUUGUAAGGUCGAAAUCGAUUGAGGUUGAUCUCACUGCAAAUCUUCCGAGGAUGUUUGGUCCAGACGUGUCCAGUCGGGUCAUAACUGAAAUCCGUAAGGCCUUUGGUGUACAAGAGCCCUAAGUCCUUCAUAAAUACAAGCAUGUACUUAGUUUAUUGUAGAGAAAUGUUGUUAUGAGACCAUAACCCUCUUGUUUGAACAACUGAAAGUAUAUGUGAUAAGGUGUGUAUAUAUACUGCCGAGUGAUAACUGAGAUGAUGAUGUAAGCGAGCUAUGCAGGUGAAGAUGAUCAAAUGUUAGGACAAGGUUUCCAGGAACAGAGUCUCAUCAUAGUAAGGUGUUCCUGCUGUAUUGAAUGGAGCUCUGUAUUUUGCCGCAUCUUUGUCCUGUGUGUGAGGUGGUUCCAUGUCAAAGCCGCAACUCUUGAAAACUCAGAUGCAUAUGCCUGUGGUAA
This is a messenger RNA of Sorghum bicolor (sorghum), 1505 nucleotides long. RefSeq names its product red chlorophyll catabolite reductase. Gene Ontology annotation, cellular component: chloroplast. Bases 25 to 1173 code for a protein of 382 amino acids. Gene Ontology annotation, biological process: chlorophyll catabolic process. Gene Ontology annotation, molecular function: red chlorophyll catabolite reductase activity. The transcript has 3 exons. The record is from RefSeq and is a predicted model, not a curated record. NCBI's taxonomy places the organism in Eukaryota, Viridiplantae, Streptophyta, Magnoliopsida, Poales, Poaceae.